AUGUCAAGACCAAUAAGUGUCAGAGCACUACAUAAAGACGUUUUAUCCGCUGGCUCUUCCCGCUCGAGUUCGCGUGCCCGCACGCCUAUGCCAGAUGGUGAAGAAAAUGGCUCUUUGGAUGUGAAUUUCAGCUCACUUGAAGAGUUGCUAUCACAAAAGUUGGAGUCCUUGCAACAGCUCCUCUACCUGGCCGAGAAUGAGGAGGAGGAGAACAGAGACUCCAUGGUGGCUAAUUCUCAGGACUUUAGACAGAAGAAUGCAGAUGCGAUUAACAGGGCUAGAAUCCAGUCAAGCGCUACCGGCAUUAACGACAUCAUCAUCUCCUUGCUGCAUUCCCGAGCCGAAGUGUCAUCGCUGUCUCGAGAAAUGCUUUUGGCUCAGCUUUACAAAGUGAUUGUUACCAAGCCAAUUGUUGUACUCAAUGAGGAGAACGCUGGCACCAAGGAUUACGUGGGAGAAGAGAGUGUGCUGGUAUUGGUAAAACUCUUGACUUCUGGCGAUUAUAGGUCUGCAAGUGAAUUCAUUUUGCUUUUCAGAUCGGUCAUCAGUUUAUUGACCAGUGAUCUCGAGGACUAUGGUGAAUUGGUGAGCACUGACUUCCUUGCGCACCUAGAGAAGUUGAUUCUGGAGCCUCCAACUGCAAAUGUGACGAAUGAAAAUAAGGCAAGCGUUAUUACAGGUUUCUGCGGUUUGCUCUUAGUGUUGUAUGCCGACACUUCGGCAUUCGGUGUUGACGACAAGAUCAAAUGGCUCUUAGAGUACUCUCAAGGGUUUGUACAAAGUUCCAUCAAUCUUCAGAAGCAGUUGGAAACCGGCGACCGUGAAUAUUCCACAUUGAUGGAUGAGAACGAUGACAAGCGUUUGGUCAACGAGCAGGAGAGCAAUUUGCGUGCUGAAGCUGGCAUUGCAAUUGCCGGAUUACACGGAGUUGCUGUUCUUCUCACUUUGCUUCAAAAGGGAGAAUAUCUCAAUGAGUUGCUCAACUUUGUUGCUACCGAGAUGGUCGAAGUCAUCGACAAUGACUUCAACACGGAUUUGGCGAAAGCUGGUGCCAAGGUACUUGCUCUAUGCUACGAGUUGUAUACUUAUGAGGAUGACAAGGAUUCUGAAGAGGCAGAUGAUGAAUUCAACUACAAUGCUCCAUAUUACGAGCAGGAGUCUAUCAUUUCAAUUUGCAAUCGUCUAGCAAACACCACUGCCAAGAAGAUCGGCAAGAAGGACAAGAAGGAGACCAACUCUGUAUUUAGAGAGGUAGUCAACGCCAUCGAGAAUUACACGAAUGCCGAGAAGAGGGAAGAGAUUUACAAGCGGUCUCCAGUUGGUUUAGAGUUACUCACUGCAUCCCUGAGCUCCACACAUGUGAAAUUGUCUCGUUCCAAGUCGCUUUCUAUCAACAGCUGGUUCUUAUAUUUCAGAUUGUUGCAUCUAAAAUGGUGUUUCGGGUUUGGUCUCCAUGAUCAGCUUGUGGGAAAUGACCGCAUCAGACCCAUUUUGAGAGAGCCAUUGACGAAGUAUCAGGAUAAGUACAACUAUGAUUCGGAUGACGGAUACAGCGGAGCAGGAUUUGGAAGAAAUGCCAGGUCUGACGUGGAGAGAUUCGCAAAGGCUGAUAAGAAGAGAGACAGCGACCUAAAGAAGGCCAGAGUCAACAAGAUAACUCAGGCUAUUGAGGGACUUGAGUUGCAAAAGUAA
Sungouiella intermedia is the source of this 1692-nucleotide messenger RNA. The record is from the annotation of a GenBank genome assembly. NCBI's taxonomy places the organism in Eukaryota, Fungi, Ascomycota, Pichiomycetes, Serinales, Metschnikowiaceae.